UCCGACAUGAAGACUUUGGUGCUGAUAGUGACUUACCUGGUGGUAGCGAGAGCGAAAUGGAUUGAUAUCGAUUGGUCCCAAGUUCGACCGAUCGAAGAAUUUGAUCACUACUGGGCCGGUUUACCCGCUGAGUUGCAAGCCCUGCGAAAUACGAGCGCAUCUUGUAGCAGAAUUACCAACGGACAGGAGGCCGUCCCAGGAGAGUUUCCUUACCAGAUUGCAUUGCUGAUCCAGUUUACCGAAGGAACUGCUUUGUGUGGUGGUUCGGUUCUGACCAACUACUACAUUCUGACUGCAGCCCAUUGUGUUCAAGAUUCUCUUGGAGGAACGGCCAUUAUCGGGGCUCAUAAUCGGUCACAUAAUGAGGACUCACAGCAGAGGAUUGGUUUUGGCACCAGUGGAAUCGUGAUCCAUUCUGGUUAUGAUCGGACCAACAUCCGAAACGAUAUAGCAGUAGUGCGACUGAACAGUGCUAUCGAGUUCAAUAAACGUGUCCAACCAACUUCCAUUCCCGUGGCCGGUGAUAAUCGUACCUUCUCCGGAUUUAUCGGAACCGUGACUGGCUUCGGACGUACCACGGAUUCUGGCUCGACCUCAUCGGUAGUCAUGUUUACCAGGAAUCCAAUUAUGACAAAUGCUGACUGUUUACAAACCUGGAACAGCAACGAGAACUUAAUUCAAGAUCAGAACAUUUGCUUGUCGGGAGACGGCGGUCGUUCGUCGUGUAACGGAGAUUCUGGUGGUCCUCUUACGGUUAGGGAUACUGAUUCCCUGCAGGUCGGUAUCGUGUCAUUCGGUUCUGCAUCCGGCUGUUCGAUUGGGAUGCCCUCGGUGUAUGCGCGUGUGACAUUCUUCCGUGAUUGGAUAGUUGCUAAUUCGGAUUUGUCGUAGAAUUGUUUAUAAUAGAUUUAUAUAAGUACGUUUGUGAGUUAUUUUUAUAUAUUAAAUAUUUUUAUUUGCGUG
Malaya genurostris is the source of this 963-nucleotide messenger RNA. RefSeq names its product brachyurin-like. The coding region runs from base 7 to 891 and encodes 294 amino acids. The transcript has a single exon. Gene Ontology annotation, biological process: proteolysis. Gene Ontology annotation, molecular function: serine-type endopeptidase activity. NCBI's taxonomy places the organism in Eukaryota, Metazoa, Arthropoda, Insecta, Diptera, Culicidae. The record is from RefSeq and is a predicted model, not a curated record.